This is a messenger RNA of Nymphalis io (European peacock), 1481 nucleotides long. RefSeq lists its product as uncharacterized. Lineage: Eukaryota; Metazoa; Arthropoda; Insecta; Lepidoptera; Nymphalidae. The record is from RefSeq and is a predicted model, not a curated record. The transcript has 2 exons. Bases 194 to 1201 code for a protein of 335 amino acids. Gene Ontology annotation, molecular function: zinc ion binding; nucleic acid binding.
UGCCAUUAUUGACGUAUGCGUCGUAGAUAAAACAAGGAGUGCGCGGAAAACAAAUUCAGACACAAGGGAGCUUUGAAGUGAAAGCACGUAUAUCGGUGAAAUUAUCUGUGUGAGUUUCUAGAAUCGUUGAAGUUAGUUGGUAAAUAUAUAAUUAAGAUUCAGCGUAGUGUGUAUUAGUUGCCCAGAUCUUGCAAUGGAUAGAAAUCAAUCCAAUACAUCACACCCUCGCAAGUUUAACGUUGAAGAAGAAUUAUAUGCGGUGGAUCAAAACUUUUUGCGUAUGUAUGCGAAGUCUCAAAUCGAUUCGUUGAAGUCAGAUUUGCCGCGCUUAAUCGAGUCAAUAGUAAGUGAAAAAGUAAUUAAAGAAAGAAAAUAUGUAUUACCUGAAUUCAAUCCAGACAUAUCCAAUAAUGAUCCACAUACGUGGUGCAAACUUAUUGAUAUUCAUUUGUCGGAACAAAACCUAAGCGGCCGAGAAUUAUUCGUAGUGAUCAGUGCGGCCUUGAAAGGAAGUGCUUUGCGUUGGCUGUCUCACCUGCCGUAUAAAUGGAUGACCUGGCCGGACUUAAAAAAACUAUUUAAGUCAAGAUAUUGUUUCGAGACACCGGCAGCCGCGAUCAUUAAGAUCAGAAAUAGCCAACCAGCAGAAGGUGUUUCGUUGGCUACUUAUGCUUCUGAAAUAGCGACCGAACUUACUUCUACUUUAGAAGGAUUGACGACAGAACAGAUCGUUAUAGCUAUGGUGCUGUCCCAAAUUAGCACUUAUGACGAAAGAAUACAACGUAUAGCAUUAACCACCGACAUUUCUUCCUUUGUUGAGAUGCAAAGAGAAAUUGAGGCUGUCGUGCUAAAGAGAACACAGCACGACACGACGCCGAGAGAAAUGAAAAGAAUAAAAUUAAAUACAACAACAAAUGAUGCUUCGCAGAACUUCACUGAUACAAUUCACGAUGAGGAAACGAUGGUCAAUGUACCAGCUCCACAGCGUGUGACUUGCUUUAAGUGUUGGCUCGAGGGUCACUAUGAAUCGGAAUGUCCUCAAAGCGCUGGGCCUAGUGGCAACCAGGGUUCUACCAACGGCGGGAUGGGAGCGGCAGCCAGCACAUCGAACCAGUGUGGGGAUGAUUGCAUUUUCAUAAGCGAUUCUCAUCAAGACGGAAGGGUAAAUUAUAGUCCUGCACCCGAAGACGACUCAAAUUGAAUUAUUAUAAUGGCAUUGUCAGAAGAUAGUGAAUGUAAUCUUUGUAGUAGAACGCAGUCUUUAGUAAUCGUUGUUGUAGUGUUACCUCAGGUAUUAUUGUUAAUUUCCGAUAUGCCUGGAUAAAGCCAUAGAUGUCAUUUUAGAAUACAACUUCAGUUUCUUUGGGGUUUUAAAAGUAAAAAAAAAAAGGCACUAAUGCAUUAUUUGUCCUCGCAUAUUAAUUCAUGAUAGUUGGUAAGAAUAAAACUGUGAGGACUCAGUGUACGUCACCCUGAGUUCA